AUUCAUCCAGGAUAAAACCUCCGACAAAUAUAUAGACACAGCCUCUUAUUUGCCAGCCAAAACACGCAUAACCAAAGCAAACAAAGAAGAGAUAACAUGGCACUGAGGUUGUGGGCUUCUUCAACGGCCAAUGCACUGAGAAUCUCUGUUGCCUCCUCCACAGCUCACCUCUCUCCUUCCUACUCCCUCUCAAGAUGCUUCUCUACUGUUGUAGAUGGGUUGAAGUAUGCAUCUUCACAUGAGUGGGUGAAGCAUGAAGGGCCGGUGGCCACUAUUGGCAUUACAGAUCAUGCUCAGGAUCAUCUGGGAGAAGUAGUGUUCGUAGACUUGCCAGAACCGGAAGGUGCUGUCAGCCAAGGGAAGAGCUUUGGAGCAGUGGAAAGCGUGAAAGCAACUAGUGAUAUCAAUUCUCCAAUCUCCGGCGAGAUUGUUGAGGUUAAUACAAAGCUUAGUGAAACUCCUGGACUGAUAAAUAAAAGUCCAUAUGAAGAGGGAUGGAUGAUCAAGGUGAAGCCAAGCAACCCAUCAGAAUUACAGUCCCUACUUGGUCCAAAGGAAUACACAAAAUUCUGUGAGGAAGAAGAAUCUCAUUAGAAUUUUAGUACUCUUUGCAAAUGUUAUUGUCUUGAACUAACCUAUUCUAAGAACGUAAAAAGGUUUCAUGUCCUCUGAAUUCUUGUCAAUUAUCACAAAAAAUAUUUUCCAACUUUGUCCAGUAUUUUCUUGUUUUUUAUGUUGUAAUUCUGCAUGUUUCUUCUAAUCGGGAACCGUUUCUUCGCUCA
Messenger RNA from Populus trichocarpa (black cottonwood), 782 nucleotides. Its product is annotated as glycine cleavage system H protein 3, mitochondrial. The record is from RefSeq and is a predicted model, not a curated record. The transcript has 4 exons. The coding region runs from base 97 to 594 and encodes 165 amino acids. Lineage: Eukaryota; Viridiplantae; Streptophyta; Magnoliopsida; Malpighiales; Salicaceae. Gene Ontology annotation, cellular component: mitochondrion; cytoplasm; glycine cleavage complex. Gene Ontology annotation, biological process: glycine decarboxylation via glycine cleavage system; protein lipoylation.